CCACCUUGCGCCCCGGCUGCACGCGGAGGACGUUUCCAUCCCGGCCGCCGUGAGCUCUCCGCCUCUGACCCCUCCCCGGCCGGGCUCGGGGGCCUGGGCUCUGGUGUGGGAGGCGCUUUCUCCUCCUCUGCUAGGUCUUCCCGGCCCGGAGGGGGCCACAGAGCGUCCGAGGAGCCCUCGGCCUGGAGUGUGGGCGACUGGUCCUUCCCCUCCCCUCCCCAGCGGGACAAAGACCCGGCCUUCCCCCAUUCUUCCUGCCAUCGGCCGGCUCACUUGGUGGCAGAGGGGCUGCGGGGCCGCGGAGAGACGCCCCCCUCCGCAACCCCCCGUCCUCGGCGCGCCUCCCGCUCCUCCGGACCCGGUGCAGAAAUCUGGUGCCAGGAUGACCGAGCGCUUCGACUGCCGCCACUGCGAGGACUCCCUCUUCGGCAGGAAGUACGUCCUGCGGGAGGAGCGGCCCUACUGCGUGGCCUGCUUCGAGGCCCUCUUCGCCAGCACGUGCGAGGAGUGCGACCUGAUCGGCUGCGACUGCAAGGACUUGUCCUACAAGGACCGGCACUGGCACGAGGCCUGUUUCCACUGCUCGCGGUGCAGGGGGUCCCUUGUGGACAAGCCGUUCGCUGCCAAGGAGGACCAGCUGCUCUGCACCGACUGCUACUCGCAGGAGUACUCGUCCCGCUGCCAGGAGUGCAAGAAGAGCAUCAUGCCAGGCACCCGUAAGAUGGAAUACAAGGGUAGCAGCUGGCACGAGACCUGCUUCAUCUGCCAUCGCUGCCAGCAGCCCAUCGGAACCAAGAGCUUCAUCCCGAAGGACGGCCAGAACUUCUGCGUUCCCUGCUACGAAAGGCAGUAUGCUCUGCAGUGCGUUCAGUGCAAAAAGCCCAUCACCAGCGGGGGCGUCACGUACCGGGAGCAGCCCUGGCACCGCGAGUGCUUCGUGUGCACCGCCUGCAAGAAGCCGCUGUCGGGCCAGCGCUUCACGUCCCGCGACGAGUUCGCCUACUGCCUGGGCUGCUUCUGCGACCUGUACGCCAAGAAGUGCGCCGGCUGCGCCAGCCCCAUCAGCGGACUGGGUGGCACCAAGUACAUCUCCUUCGAGGAGCGGCAGUGGCACAACGACUGCUUUAACUGCAAGAAGUGCUCGCUGUCGCUGGUGGGGCGAGGCUUCCUCACGGAGAGGGACGACAUCCUGUGCCCCGACUGCGGGAAGGACAUCUGAGCCGCUCCCCGACCCCCCUGCAGCCCCCCAAGCCCCUGCUCGCGCUGCACCUGGCUCCACCAGCCACCCGGGGACUCGCCUCCGCGCUGCUCAGCGGCACUCACGCCUGUUUACACCCUUCAUCUACCCGUUGUGCUCGUUCUGUUAGAGGAGGAGGAAAGCCAUGGAAGCCUGAGGCGGGAAGAGGGUUUUGAGUGUUUGUAAUCAGGCGAGGCCAAUCAAAGUGUAAAAAUCCUUCUGAGUGAUACCUUUAUAAACGCUUUUCUUUCACUGCAUAUUUAA
Messenger RNA from Balaenoptera musculus (blue whale), 1501 nucleotides. It is a transcript of the gene FHL2, whose product is annotated as four and a half LIM domains 2. Gene Ontology annotation, biological process: negative regulation of transcription by RNA polymerase II; negative regulation of calcineurin-NFAT signaling cascade. Lineage: Eukaryota; Metazoa; Chordata; Mammalia; Artiodactyla; Balaenopteridae. The record is from RefSeq and is a predicted model, not a curated record. Gene Ontology annotation, molecular function: transcription coregulator activity; transcription factor binding. Gene Ontology annotation, cellular component: nucleus; Z disc.